Messenger RNA from Antechinus flavipes (yellow-footed antechinus), 7282 nucleotides. It is a transcript of the gene BLACAT1, whose product is annotated as BLACAT1 overlapping LEMD1 locus. Bases 231 to 332 code for a protein of 33 amino acids. NCBI's taxonomy places the organism in Eukaryota, Metazoa, Chordata, Mammalia, Dasyuromorphia, Dasyuridae. The transcript has 2 exons. The record is from RefSeq and is a predicted model, not a curated record.
AUGAAGGGAGAGGGAGGAGGUGGCAAGACAAAACCCAAUUUUCCCCCCUUCCUUUUUAAUUCUUUCUUCUGGUGUGUCUGCUCCACCGCCCGGCUAAUCCCCCAAAUCCGGUCUCCUAAGCUGCAGCUGCUUCCCUGCCGCAGUGAUGAAUGGCUCAGGGAGGGAAGGUGAAUUCAUAUUUUAAUUACCGAGAUCUCCUCCAGUGAAUGGCCCUCAGCCAGGAGUAGGGAAUGCCCCAGUUCACCUUUGCCUGCUUCUGUGGACUCCAUGGCUUCUGCAAAAUGAAGAAGAAGAAAGAGGAUACCCACAGACAGCGAGAGACAGCAGUGUGAGCGGAAACAGGGACUGUACCAUUUGCCUGGUCAGGUUACUCCCUCAUUCCUUCCUGAGGAAUUUGUUUCAUUUGGCACCUUUUCAGAUUCCUGAUGUUAGGCUCCCACCUGGGGGUUGGGACUUUGAAGUAGAAGAUAUAAUUUGUGGCCUCCCCUAUGCUUCACAUCCCCGUGCCUCAUCUCAUUUAGCCCUUGAAUGGAUGUUGGGACUUUUCUGGAGGCAGAAUGGAGAUGUUUGGGAUGAUCCCAGGUGAUUUGAGAAGAAGUAGAUGCUUAGCUCAGAGACAAAGCUAGGGGGUCCUUUCCUAUUCAAGCUGAUUCAAAACAUAAAUCCAGUUGGGGUUUUUUCACCCCAACUGGCUCCUCUCCCCUUGCUUUUCCUCUGUACCCUCCAAUCCUCCAGCCCAUACCCAGAAACCUCCCUGCUUUGGGGAGGUAGGACAAAGAUAGGAUGAAGCCAACUGAAGCAUGGAAACUUCUGUCAGACCAUCAAGAGACAGACAAGACUUUACAACAAAUGGAAUACUUAUUCUACCCUGAGAAUGAGAGCUCAUUGGCGUCAACCCAUUUAAGACUGAGAGAAGAACAUAUUGUCAUGGGCUGGGACAAUUAUUGCAAAAUCAAGAAGGUGGGGAGAUGGGCAACCAACUUCUUUUGAUUAGAAACAUGAAACUGACUCUUAUCUAGACUGGGGAGAUUGGAGAAAGAGGGAAUAUGUUGUUUGAUGGGCUCUGGUGGGACCAGGGUGGAAAACAUUUUUCCCAAAGACUUGGAUGGAAAUUGGGGCUUAGAAUUUUAGGGAGGAGUUUCUAAGGGCAGAUAGGAAGGUAGUAGAAAGGGAUUGGCCCUGUGUCUGUAUUCCCAUUCUUCUUUUGGAACUAUUUGUCCCAGAUCCUCCUGUUUUAGGCUCCACUGGAAGUAGAGUAGUCAAAGGUGGGAUGAAAGAAUUAAGGAGCUUCAGUUGGAGAACUUCUGGCAGAGAAAGGGCUCUGUCCUUUCUCUCAAGAUGGACUCUACUCCUUUAGGGUUCUUUUUCUCUCCUCAUCUUUUGUUGAGAAUUUGGCUUUUCUCUGGAAGGCAGGAGUUUUUUUUUUCCAGCUAAGCCAAUCAAUGUCAUCAUCCACUUCUACAAUUUCUGUGCUUCCAGGGCAGGGAUAGCAGGAUAAGCAAUCCUGCCUUCCCACUGAGCCCUUCUCCCCUCAGGUGGCUAUCUAUCAGGGGUUGGCUGGGGACCCCUCUUGCUUCCUAACCUCAUUUGUUUACCUUUUUCAUUUUUCUUAAAGCCAUAGGAAAAUGCCUAAAUGCUGUGCCUUUGGGAGAUCUGGGGAGUGAGGAGGGACUCAAGAUACCUUGCCGUUCUUGAUUUCCUUCCCUUACCUGGGGCUUAGUAUCAUUCCUCCUUUCCCAGAAUGAAGGAGGCAAAGAAGGAGAUAAUUCCUUCUUUAUAUUGUUUUGUAUGCAAAUAGACUUCAGUCACUGUGCCUGAGACACCUUUCUAGAUGCUUAGAGGGAAUGAAAGAAAAAAAAGGAAGGGAGGAGAAAAGGAAGGAAGAAGGGAGAGAAAGAAAGAGGAAAGGAAUGAAAGGAGGGAGGGAGGGAAAGAAGGAAGGAAAGGAAGGAAGGAAUGAGAAAAAAGAUGUUAUAGAUAGAAAGAUCUUGUUUUUGAAAGAAUGCUCUUUCUCACUAUAGGAAGUAGAUCAGUACCUCCAAAAAAAAAUUCAGAUCUUUGGUAUCCAAUGGGGGAAAAAAUCCUCCACUUACCAAGAUAAAGGGUAAUUCAGUCAAAGAAAGCAUUGCUGUGAUUUCCCAUCCCUUGAUAGUAGGCCAAUCUCUCGGAGUUCUUGAACAACAGGGAGUGGAGAGGGAUCAUGUGCUAGACCCUUGAAAGAUAAGAGAAGUAAGUAGGGGCAAAUCCUACAUAAUUUUCUUUUAUCAGGUCUCAGCAUUCCCCCUUCAGGAACAUUUGGAAGCAAUACUUGGAUUGCCUUCAUGGACCUUAGGCUGCUUUUGUGAGGGGCAACUCCUAAAACCUCUUCUAUCUCCAAACCCAUGCUCUCAUCCUGCAAUACACUCGUUCCUUUAGAUCCAGAUAGUUUAAACUGAGGCUGCUGCCCCCCAAAAAGAGCAAGAAGCAACAUUUAAAGGAUACCCAAAAGAGAAACUUAAAAGUUCCUUCUUGCUUUUAGAUGGUAAAUAAGCUCUGAAUAUGGGAACAUUCAACAAGUAGGAAAAUGAAACUUUCCGUAGGUCAACACACAGUGAAAAUAGGUCUCGUAUGUGCAGUAACUUUAAAUGUUCUCAUGAAUAGAUUGUCCAACCUCCCCCCUUCUACCUCUAAAACACAAUUCACAUCUUGGUGGUUACUUGGGCUUCAGGAGAAUACCAGUAGAAGAGUUAAAAGGCACUUAUUUUAUCCACAAGGCAGAUUUGAGAUACAUACACUGAUUGUCUCUUGAAUCCCAAAGCCGGGAUAGAGGGAACAGAGGUUCCCUAAGGUCAGUCGUAUUUCUGAGACCAGAGCUAGCUGGCAGUUAUAGAAAGCAGUAUAGUACUUUAGCUGCCAAGCCUGAAGAGAAGCAUCUACCAGCUCUGUUCCUUUUUCAGAGCUGGGAUGAGAGUAAUAAGAAGGAAGAUUAAAAGGCCAGUGUGGACUUGCUCUUGCUGUUGCUGCUGAAGUUGAAAUGAGAAUGAGUCACACAUAGCCUAUUAGGUUAUUCUGCCCACCUAAGAUAACAAUUUUUAGUGGCUUUUCUGGACUUUGGUUUCCCUCCAGUGAAAAUAGGGGGACCAUUCUCCUUCUUUUACUUGAAAAAUGGUGGAGAUGAAUGUACAGCUCUUGAUCCCUUGGGAGACUGAAGGAGAGAAGAUUAGAAGAGUAAGGCAUAAGUGGUCCAUGAAGAUGAUGGGAAUUUUAUUCUGUUAUCACUCUCGGAGAUUUCACUUCCACCUUUCAGGAGAUAGUGUCUCUGGCCAACUUGCCACCUGCUUCCCUGCUCUGUCUAUCUUUUAUUCCCAGAAAGUGAGCUGAAACUGUUUGAUUGAUUCCCUUUCCUGAUUGAAUCACUACCCUAAGUCAAGGUCAUCUUCCAAUUAUGGUCUCCAUAUUAAUGUUUGUACUUUGUUCCACAUUUAUCCCAUGACUAAAGCCAGGGUCAAAGGGGUUAUGUGGUAAGAGUCUUGGGAACCUGAGGGAAAUCAAACCUUUCAGUUCCAUUUAUCUGAUUCAUUGUGGGAGCUGAGGGGAUUCUCUUAGUCUCCCUGUGCCUUGGUUUCCCUAUAUGAAAGAAAGGGAUAAAAUUGACCCUGCACACUUUUCCUCUUCCCUGUAUGAUAUGUAUGAUUAGGUUAAGUAUUUGGAAUUCUUAGAAUCUGAUUGCUGUCCAGGGUCCUGGCUCAGGGAACAGAGGGGCAAAGGGACCUUUGGAGAUCCCUAGCUUCUAUCUCAGGUUGAAUUUCCUAGUAUUUACAAAGUAUUUUCCUUUCCAGUUUUCCAGGGAAGGAAUUCUGAAUGUAAAGGACAUGGGGAGAGAAUAUGUAUAUAUUAUAUAUGUAUAUAUGCACACAUAUAUAAACUCAUAAUGCAAUAAUUUAGUCAGCUGCAAUAUGAAGAUAAAGAUUUAGCUAUACUUAGUUCCACACAUCCCCUGUACUGUAACCAGAAUGAGUGCCGUUCUGUGCUACUUUGGCAUGGUGGAUUUGUGGGAAGAAAUUUAUAUUAGCAUCUGUAAAAACAUGGUAGGGGGUGAGGACACAGAGAACUGGUGCUCCUGUCCCUAGAAUGCCUCCAAAAGAUCCAUGCUCUAUACUGUCCUAUCAUUCCUUUCUUGCUUUAGAAGAGUCCCUAAAAAGCUCUUAUGGCCAGUUUAGAUUGCCUUCUCUAUCUUUCUCUCUAUCUCUGUGUCUCUCACUCUGUCUCUGUCUGUCUGUCUGUCUGUCUCUCUCUCUCUCUCACACACACACACAUUCACAUGCUUAGAUACUUUACUCUCUCUAGCCUACCACCUUUCCCACCACCCCAGAAACAAUCUUUGACAUAUUUUAGGGUCUUUACUGAAAAUGCUUAAAAGAAUAAAGAAUUAUUCAAUCCUUUCCCUCUGCCCCAUCUGAGUAAACUACUAGUGAACUACAUAAUUGCUAAUGAGUUCCUACCCAAAGUGAUUGCACAAAUUUAUGGUAAUAUGAAGUCUGAGAAUCUGCCCCCUCUACUGACUAAACAUGCAUUUUGCACAUGUAACCCACUGAUGGGGUUACAAUGUGGCAGGGUUGUGAGAAUAGAAGUAGGAGAGACUAGAAUGACAUAAAAUGAACUUGUUAUCAAAAUACCGCAGUUUCCAAGGCGAUACUAUUCGUGACUCUCCUGUGGAGUCUGGGAAAGUCAUUUCUCUGCCUCAGUUUUCCCCAUCUAUAGAAUGGGGGGAAUGAUUCUCAUUCCCUCCUUUACCAGGCAAGGGUGGUGAGACUGAAUUUGAACAGAUUAUUUAAAAUAGUAUGAAUUAAGAGUCUAAAAGUAAGAGUAUGAAAUAAUCCAUAGCCUAUCAUUGGAUUUAGUACAAGAUGGGACGUUGGAAACCAUCUAGUCUAAAUUCCUCAUUUUACAUGUAGAGAGUAUAACCAAAAUGACCCAGAUAAUUUUGUGGGAAGUUUACAGGAACCCAGUUCAUAGAAAUUUAGAUUUGGGGGAUUUGAACCAUAUACCUUAUAUAUAGGUAAGGACAAUGAGUAACUUGCCACAUAGAGGAUAAAUUGGACCUUUGAAGUCCUCUAAUUUUACAGAUAAAGAAACUGAAAUCCAAGUUAAGUAGCAGACCAAGGACUUGCAGCAAGUGUUUCAAAUCUAAAUCCAGUCUUUCCCCCCAUAACAAUGGAAUACACCCCAAUUUAUAAUCUUGCAAAUGGCUACUAAGACCUUCUCUUCGAGUGGGUUAAGUGCAUUCUUUGAGCUAUUUUACUAGUUCAUGAAGUCUUAAUAUUCAUAGGAGAAGUAACUUUUUAUAGCAAAAUAUAUAUCAAUUACAUGUAAGAUAAUUAACUUGAUGUGACUGAUUCAAGAAAUGCUCAGUUUCUUGAGCCAUGGAGCAAGGGUUAGUCACAUCUCCUUGCCUACUGAAAUCCUCUGAUUCCCCAUUCUACACCCCCAUCCUUGCCAACUUUGGGAAAAGAAAGAGGGUUAAAAAAGGAAAAGAAAAUGUAAUAACCCACUGCUUGUUAAAGAUUCAGGACUAGAGCUUUGAUCUUUUGAAGAAAAUUCUAUCUUGGACUUCUUAUGUGCUACCUAUACCUGAGUCCUCUUCUCUAAAUUGCUUUUUCAUGCUCUUAAUUUUAGGAGCUAUAGGUCUGAAACAUGAGGAAUAGAGACAGAUUAUUCUGUGAAGUACAGAGUUGCAGCCCUGACUGAUGGUAUCAGCAAGGCACUGGGUGGCAAAUGGUGGAGGCAUGAGUUCAGAGUCUUUAUCCUGACUAGGGUCUGUGAAGCCUAUUUAGACCUAAUGGUCUCUUUCUGAGUAAGGAUAAUCUUACUGUUCCUAUAUACUAUUUCCUCAGGAAGCUUUUGUAUUUUGCAAAAAUCCUGUGAAUUUUCCCCAGUCUUCCUAGUGGGGCACCUGGCCACUCCCUGCCCCCUUUUGAGGCAGUCCCCUCUAUGGCAACCACUUUUUAUAUUCCAUCUAAGAUUCAAAGUGCAGGGGGGAGGAAGAGGCAGAAGAAAACAGUUGUCAGAGAGAGAUGGCUGGACUCAGGCGAGAUCCUCAGGACUCUCCCAGCCUCCGUCACCAUGGCAACGUAGUUAUUUUUAGCCAGUUACUCAUGAUGCUAGGAGCACUGACUCUCUCUGCUCCAGAGAGGCCAGACUGGCCUCUGCCCUCAUCCUUCUGUGUUGUCCCUCCUUUCAGAGACCUGAAGUGGAGGAGACAAAUGGAGGGACAGGAGGCCUGCUAGGUGACCUCUCAGCUGGGCAUCCUACUCCAGAGGGACACAGUUCUGAGGACUGUCAGCCCCCACACCUUUGGUUUUGUGUCUGUCUUAGAAAUCUAGUUCCUAAGUGAUCAAACGUUUUCUCCUCUCUCUAGGCAGUUACCCCAGAGAAAAACAGCUGUCACUCUAGGAGAGUUAUCAUUUGGGGUAGUGAAUCUGAGGAAUCUUUUCCCUGAUGCUUAAACAAGCAAAUUCUGAGGGAGUUUGUUGCCAUCCCUAGGGAAUACAUUGUCCAUGUCCUGAAAGGACAUAGAGAAAUUAAUUUGGAUUAGUAGUCAAGUAGGUUGUUACUGGGAACAUAUAUUUGUUAGUCCUCCAGAAUUAAAAACAGGUAACAAAGAAGACGUUGGAUUCUAAAACCCAAGAUGAAGCUUGAAGUCACCCUUCGGGCUAGGAAAUGGAAUCAUGGGUUCCUCUCCUUCACAAGAAUAACCAUGCUUCCAUUUCCCUUUCCUCCUCAGUACUAAAGGUAUUCUUCGUCUUCCCAUUCACCCUCUCACUCUCUUCAUCUCUUCCUAGACCCCAUCUUUCUCUACUUUCCCUUACUCUUUCUUCCAAGAUGGCAGGGAAACCUUAGGGAGACAAUGGUGCUACUAUUUCCCCUCAUUAUUUAUUCCAAUAUUAGUCAGUAGCCCUUGAACCCAGCACAUGGAGCUGGGGUGAGGAUGCUCUUAUGCAAACCCUCUCAAAUCCGGCAUUUCUGUGAAGCCACAACCUCAGAGACAGUUCCUGAGCCAGUAAAGUAAUAAACUGGAUCUGUCUCUUGCACUGAAAUCUUCCUCUAUCAAACUGUCUCUGAUUAUUCAUUUUCCUGAGGUAGCAGGGACCCAUUUACUUGGCAAAUAAUUGGUUUCCUUCUGGCUCAAGUUGUCCCUUUCCUGAACCUAUGCACCUGGAGUAAGCACUUUUCUCAUUCAUGCUGAAAAACAUGCCUGUAAAUGCUGCUCUGUUAAUUGCUGUAAUAAAUGGACUUUAUUAUA